Molecule: messenger RNA, 591 nt
Organism: Heterostelium album PN500
Lineage: Eukaryota; Evosea; Eumycetozoa; Acytosteliales; Acytosteliaceae
Exons: 2
Coding region: 1-591 (196 amino acids)
Source: RefSeq, a predicted model, not a curated record
AUGUCAUUUUUAAAAAGAUUAAUUCAAAAUAAUAAUAAUAGUAAUAGUAGUUCAAUUUUAAAACAAACAUUCUUAAACUUUACAAAUAAUAAUAAAAGAUCAUUGUCAUCUUUUAAUUUAUCACAGUCAACAAUAACAACAACAACAACAAAACUCAAUAUAAAUAUCAGUAAUAAUAGAUAUAGUAGUUUCCUAUUAAAUAGAAAUAGUCUAUAUAAUAAUAAAAAUGUUUACGAUUUGAAAGUUGGAUCAAUUAGAAUGUACAGUAAUGAUAAUAAAAAUGAUAAAAGAAGAUUCGCAAUACCCGUAGAGUCAAAAGAGGAAGCAAAGAGAUUAUAUUUCAGUUAUGUUUUGAUGUUUUUAGCUACCUGUGGAUUAUACUUUUAUUUAUAUACAGAGUAUUUGCAAUAUACUAAAAGAAAAGAAAUAGCACAGCAAUUGAGUGAAAUGAGUAAAGAGGAGAUUGAACAGAUGUUGGUACUUGGCAGAGCCACUGAAAUCUUAAAAGAUCAAAUCAAACAGGAACAACUACAACAACAAAAAGAAGAAGAACAACAAUCGGCAAACACUUCAUCAAAUAAAUCAACAUAA